Messenger RNA from Cyprinodon variegatus (sheepshead minnow), 1603 nucleotides. Its product is annotated as gastrula zinc finger protein XlCGF57.1-like. NCBI's taxonomy places the organism in Eukaryota, Metazoa, Chordata, Actinopteri, Cyprinodontiformes, Cyprinodontidae. Gene Ontology annotation, molecular function: RNA polymerase II cis-regulatory region sequence-specific DNA binding; DNA-binding transcription factor activity. The transcript has a single exon. Gene Ontology annotation, biological process: regulation of transcription by RNA polymerase II. The annotation marks the transcript as partial. The record is from RefSeq and is a predicted model, not a curated record.
AACUCACACAGGUGAGAAGCCUUUUUCCUGUAACAUUUGUACCAAGAAGUUUACUCAAAAGAGUCAUUUGACUUCUCAUAUAAGAACUCACACAGGUGAGAAGCCUUUUUCCUGUAACAUUUGUACCAAGAAGUUUACUCAAAAGAGUCAUUUGACUUCUCAUAUGAGAAUUCACACAGGUGAGAAGCCUUUUUCCUGUAACAUUUGUCACAAGAAGUUUACUGUAAAUAGUAGUUUGACUACUCACAAGAGAAUUCAUACUGGUGAGAAACCUUUUGAAUGUCUGUCCUGUGGAAAAAGCUUUACUGAGAAAUCUACUCUUGAUCAACACAUCAGAAUUCACUCAGGUGAAAAGCCUUUUUCCUGUACUAUUUGUCACAAGACCUUUACCGUAAAGAGUAAUUUGACUUCUCAUAUGAGAAUUCACACAGGUAGGAAACCUUUUGUUUGUCUGUUCUGCGGAAAAAGCUUCACUAAGAAAGCUACUCUUGAUCAACACAUCAGAAUUCACACAGGUGAAAAGCCUUUUUCCUGUACUAUUUGUAACAAGAAUUUUACUGUAAAGAGUCAUUUGACUUCUCAUAUGAGAAUUCACACUGGUGAUAAGCCUUUGUAAUGUCUGUCCUAUGGAAAAAGCUUCACUAUAAAAUAUAAUCUCAAUAGACACAUCCAAAUUCACAGGUGAGAAGCCUUUUGAAUGUGUUUCCUGUGGAAAAAAGCUUCACCAAAAAAUCUUAUCUUGAUACACACCUCAGAAUUCACACAGAAGAGAAGCCUUUUCCUGUACCAUUUGUGGCAAAAGAUUUACUCUAAAAAGUCUUUUAACUAGACAGGUAAUUCACAUGAGAGAGAGUGAGUAGCUGUUCCCCUUAAUGAUUUGUGACAAAGGUUUCAAACAUUAAGGUAUUUUGAGUAUUUAGAUUACAUUUAUUCAUGCAUGAUGGGAAAUGAUUUACAUCUUUAAAAAACAAACAUUUGGUUCACAUAAGUCGCAGCAGUUAGAUGCCACAGGAAUGAACAGUAGAGGCGGUUUCAUAUUUGUCUGGUGAUAAAAUGUCUAUCUAAAUACUCCACCUCAUUUCAUAUGAAACUCACGUUUCGAAGAGCAGAAAACCAUUGAUUUACAGCUGUUUUUAUAUAGAAACUAGAACUGAUAAGGUGUUAUAUUGUAAACCUGGUAGAUAUUGAGGUUGUGGGUGAUUAUGUGGAUGUGAACAUUUUAAGUUAAUUAUUUUGGGUCUGAGUUUAUUGGAUUUAAAUGCCAAAAAUUGUUGCCCUAAGAAAAAAAAAGGGUUUACAUUUAUGAUUUCUUAAUUACUAUCUACUGAAGGGAAUAAACACAAUAAAGUGCAACAACAGCAUCCUGGCUACAGAUGAAGCAAGUUAGCAUCCAUACAACAAGCAAUUGAGAAGUUCUAGAUAUUUAAAUUGAAAAAAAUCCAGACAGAGCCCUGCUGUGCCAUCUUGACAGGGGCGUAGGAUUGAUUUUAACUUUGAUAGAGACACUAUUGGUCUGAUGUCAUUGGUCCUAUGCAAAAAUAUGCAUGCUUGUUUUUUUAUGCUUGACGUGAAAAUCAGGGUGUAUUUCAUUUAAAGAGAAAAG